AUGUCACUCGCCAAAGCUUUCUUCCUCGUUGCCUCGUCCGCAUUCUAUACGGUUGCAAUCACUCCGCCUCAGCCUCGCGUUCUCAGCAAUGCCGUAUACAAGGGUCAGGCUUACGAGUACAUAGUGCGGUACAUAGCAUACACGGCCGGUGUGAUGAUGAUGACCGUAUCAUUUCUCCACGCCUUCCUUCUUGCAUACCCUGGCGUCCAGUCCCUACCUGUCACGCCACUCAUCUGCCCGGCCACUCCUUCCCAAGCGCAUCUUGCCACCUUCUCCGCGUCCUUCAUCGCAGGUGUUGCUAUCCUCUCGUCCGGGGCAUUCAUCCGCCUCUGGUCCUACCAUACCCUCGGCAGCCUGUUCACGUUCGAAGUCGUCGUCAAAGACGACCACAAGCUCAUUACCGCGGGUCCGUACGGCUACGCCCGCCAUCCGUCCUACACUGGCAUGAUCCUCCUCACCAUUGGCGCGUACUUCAUGUACUUCGGCACAGGCGGGUAUGUCGCGGAGUGCGGCAUUGAGGGCACUCCGGCGCUGGCUGUCCUCGGCUGGUCAUGGCGUAUCUCAUCCGUGUUUGGGUUUGUAUCGCUGUAUCGCAGAUGUAGCGUCGAGGAUACGAAGCUCAAGACCCAUUUCGGUGGAGAGUGGUUGAAGUAUAGGGAGGAAGUGCCGUACGCCCUGGUCCCGUACAUAUUGUAA
Messenger RNA from Dichomitus squalens LYAD-421 SS1, 696 nucleotides. RefSeq lists its product as uncharacterized. The record is from RefSeq and is a predicted model, not a curated record. Lineage: Eukaryota; Fungi; Basidiomycota; Agaricomycetes; Polyporales; Polyporaceae. The transcript has 2 exons. Gene Ontology annotation, biological process: C-terminal protein methylation. Gene Ontology annotation, cellular component: membrane. The coding region runs from base 1 to 696 and encodes 231 amino acids. Gene Ontology annotation, molecular function: protein C-terminal S-isoprenylcysteine carboxyl O-methyltransferase activity.